Molecule: messenger RNA, 297 nt
Organism: Exophiala xenobiotica
Lineage: Eukaryota; Fungi; Ascomycota; Eurotiomycetes; Chaetothyriales; Herpotrichiellaceae
Exons: 1
Coding region: 1-297 (98 amino acids)
Source: RefSeq, a predicted model, not a curated record
AUGCCUAGGGAAAUCCUGACAGGCAGACACCCAUACCACGAAUUCGAAGCAUCCGCUAAUCGGUCACACCUGGUCGAGCAACUGUAUCAAGACAACGAAUUUCCUGAUAUCAUAAAUCUACCAUUGGGCCAACUGAUGCAAGGCUGCUGGCAUGGCACUUUCAAUUCUAUGAGCGAGGUCCUCCAGGCGCUAGAAGCGGCCAAGUCCAUGGCCAUCAAAGCGAAAGAUGGAGCCACGGUUACUCAGGUUCUCAGAAGCUACCGCCUUUUGGCUCGAAGUGUCUGCUCGAAAAAAUGA